Messenger RNA from Magnusiomyces paraingens, 2364 nucleotides. RefSeq lists its product as uncharacterized. The transcript has 2 exons. Bases 1 to 2364 code for a protein of 787 amino acids. The record is from RefSeq and is a predicted model, not a curated record. Gene Ontology annotation, molecular function: RNA binding; protein binding. Gene Ontology annotation, cellular component: small-subunit processome; t-UTP complex; 90S preribosome. NCBI's taxonomy places the organism in Eukaryota, Fungi, Ascomycota, Dipodascomycetes, Dipodascales, Dipodascaceae. Gene Ontology annotation, biological process: maturation of SSU-rRNA from tricistronic rRNA transcript (SSU-rRNA, 5.8S rRNA, LSU-rRNA).
AUGGCUUUAGAUAUUCACCGGUGUCGGUUUGUAGACUACAAGCCUCAUGCCAUUACAGCUCUGGCAUUUACGAGCUGCAUUUCAACUAAGAGCACCUCUGCAGCUGUGCGACUAGCUGUGGGCAGAUCUAACGGCAGCAUUGAAAUAUGGAAUCCUCGAUAUGGUUGGAUUCACGAGUUGACUCUGCAAGGUGGUAGAGAGCGGUCUGUUGAAGGUGUGGCCUGGAUCGUGUCUGACGACGAGCCGCCCCGCCUUUUUUCCAUUGGUGGCUCGACUAGUGUAACUGAAUGGGAUCUCAAGACAUGCUUACCUAUAAGCAAUUAUCAAGCGAAUGCCGGUGUAAUUUGGUCAUUGGCUGCGAGUCCGGACAAUAAGAAGCUGGCAGUUGGGUGCGAAGACGGAUCCGUUAUUCUGUUAGACGUGUCUGGCGGACCUGGAGUUAUUGAGCAAGAACGCAUUUUGCAGCGCCAGAGCUCACGCAUACUGUGUCUGGCUUGGAAUGGUAAUGACAAGCUUGUGGGAGGUCUUGCUGAUGCACGUAUCAGUGUGUGGUCCACAAAGCGUGAAACCAACGGACGCAUAUUGGCUACUGUUAAGGUAGACAAGUCUAAGCAGCGCGAGUCAACGCUUGUGUGGUCCAUCAAAAUGGUAAAUGAGCGCGUUAUGGUUUCAGGUGACUCUACUGGUUCAGUCAAGUUCUGGGAUGCACAAAAGUUUACUCUGCUGCAGUCUUUUUCUGCGCAACACGCUGCCGACGUGUUGUGUUUGGCGGUUGAUACUUCUGGCCGCACAGUUUACUCUGCAGGUGUGGAUCGCAAGAUUAUGUGCUAUCAAGUGGUUAAUAGAAAUUCCGGUCGCUGGUCGGCCAUGGGCAGCUCCAUGGUUCAUGGUCACGAUGUUCGUGCCUUGGCUUUACACGAGGCAGCAACAGCCAAUUUCCUGGUUUCUGGUGGUGUGGAGCGCACCCUUGUCAUCAAUGAUCUUAAUGACUUUAUGUUUGGCAGCUGUCGCAAACUUCCUAUUACGCCGCAACGAACAUGCGUUGCUGCGGUCCCCCGUGCCCGUUUACUUGUUAUGUGGAACGCGCAAACUGUCAAGCUGUGGUAUGUGGGCGAGCUUGCUCAUGUAGGCGAUGGUGGAAGCGACGAUUCUACAACCACAACUUCAGUUGCUGUUCCUGUACAGGGUAAGAAGCUUGUGUGCCGAAUGACUCUUACAAGUGACGAAAACAUUACAGAUGCUGCAAUUUCAGCAGAUGGCUCACUUCUUGCUGUUUCGACCAUUGUUGAGACAAAGUUGUUUGCCUUGUCAAAGGUUGGCGUCGACAGUGUGACUGGAAUUCCAACUGCUUACAAAGUGCACAAGCUGGCUGCCCAUGAUUUGGAAGAUCAGGGUGCACAGUUUUUGCGGGUUGUGGAGCGCAAUGGAGCUCUCAAGCUCCUUGUUGUUUCCCCUGAAUCAGAUGUGAUUUUGUACGACGUUGAUGCUACCAAGGGUGUUGAUCUUGAUUCUGAUCCCAUUGAACUCAAUGUGACUCACCCUCAGACCAAAAAGGCUGUAAACGCUCUGAAUUAUAGUGACAGUGUUUCGCAUGUCGAGGUGUCUCCAGAUGGCCAUUGGGUUGCUCUGUCGCGAUACUCUGGUAUUGUCGAUUUAUUUGAUAUCUCCAAGGCAUUUGAUGAGCCUUUGGUUCUUAAGAAUGAAGAUGAAGACGCCGUUGUUGUUGAAGGCUCUGUUCUUGGGCGUUUCCCUGGUCUUCCAACUGCACUUUCGUUUACAACACGCGCAACACUUGUUAUUGUGACAGCAGAAGUGCGUGUAUUUGAGUACAGCAUUCAGCGCGGGGAAGAGCCUGCUCUGACAGCAUGGUCGCGCGCCAACUCGGAGCUGUUGCCACAAGAACUUUCUGAUGCUCGUGACAAGUGCCGUGGCGUAUUUUACGACCCAGAAAAGGCACAACGCCUGUGGCUGUGGGCUGGUACAUGGCUUGCAUUCCUUGACACUAGCGUAGAUAUUCCUGUUAAGCGAGUACCAAAACGACUGGCAAACGGUGGGGGAAAGAGACACGAGGCGCUGGGGCUUGUUGCAGACGAGGAUGAUGACGAGAUCCGGGGGUCUGUUGCUGCUACUACGGAUGCCGAUGGAGAUGUGAACAUGGACAGUGACAAGAAUAAGAAAAAGCAGCCAGAGAUUGAUGAUGCCGUGAGUGUUUUGGGUCGUCGGGCAUUUUGGAUCACAUACAAGUACCGGCCCAUUUUAUAUGCAGGAACAUUUGGGUCUAAGGAAAUGGUUGUUGUUGAGCGGCCGCUCAUGGAUCUCAAGCUGCCACCAGCUUUCUGGUCCAACCACAAAAUUUCAUUUUAA